GGCCGGCCAGGAUGGGGAAGGCGCGGAGGUCGCCGGGCCGAAGGCGGACGCCGCCAGCGCCUCCCCCGGCUCGCGAGCGGGGCUCCCGGAGCGCCUCCCGGGCGCCGGCCAAGCCGCCUCCGCCUCCGCCGGCCAAGGGGGCUCCGCUGGGCUCGGGCUGCCCGGGGGCGUCGGAGGAGGAGGAGCCCCCCAGCCUGGCCCUGGGGGCGCAGCGGGAGCGCUGGCUGCAGUUCCAGAAGCGGCAGCGGCUCAGCUGCGAGGAGGCGGCCAAGCUCCUGCUCGACGCCUUUGAGUAUCAAGGGCUGGUGAAACACACGGGAGGCUGUCACUGCGGGGCCGUCCGGUUUGAAGUCUGGGCCUCCGAUAACCUUCAUGUUUUUGAUUGCAAUUGCAGCAUCUGUGUGAAGAAACAGAACAGGCAUUUCAUCGUGCCCGCUUCCCACUUUAAGCUGUUGAAGGGUGCUGACCAUCUCACAACGUAUACCUUCAACACUCACUCCGCCCAGCACACCUUCUGUAAGACGUGCGGUGUCCAGAGUUUUUAUACCCCGCGUUCCAAUCCGGACGGUUACGGAAUCGCGCCCCAUUGCCUGGAUGAUGGGACCAUCACCAAGAUCACGGUGGAGCCGAUCAACGGGAAGGAAUGGGAGAAAGCGGUGAAGGGCCACCCGACUAUCAGGAAUAUGUCGAAGCCUUGACUGUCCUUUUUUCUGGAAAAACCUUCUUUUAAUUCGGGUUUCGUUUAGGAAACCAAAAGGUGCCAUUUUGUAUGUGUGUGUGUAUCUCUCUCUCUCUCCUGCCUAUUUCCUCCAUCGGAUAGAAUAGCGGCAUAGAAACAGGACUCUCUCGAUCCGACGCAUCAAAAAAAUACGUGUAAAAUAUUUCUUUCCUACCUUGAGAAAAAAAGAGCGAUUGAGAUUUAAAUGUCGCGAAGACCCAAAAACUUACACCAUCGAUGUUUGCUCAUGGUGCAAAGAUCCAGAGGGGAAUUUCCAAGAGGGCCUCCCCCCACACCUACGGAUAGUCCUCAACUUACCACUUUUCAUUUAGCGACCGCUGGAAGUUUUACAUCAUCAUUGAAAUCAUUGCCCGGCCCUCCUGUCGGAGCCGAAGAAGCUUCUUGGAUGAGAAGGGAAACGUCUUCUUGUGGGAGCUUCAUCACGGGGGGGCUUUCAAGGGGAGAUCGGACUGCCAUUUGUCGGGGAUGGUGUAGGGGGUCUCUUGCUUGAGCGGGGGGUUGGACUAGAUGACCUCCAAAGGUCCCUUUCCAACUCUGUUAAUCUAUCUAAUAGUGUCUUCAAAGAAAAAAAUCAGAAAGUCCAAGUUGCCUCUUGAAAGAAAAAAAAAAAGAGCAUUUUUUGGGACAACCUGGAUGACGGAGGACCUCCAUAAACAUUUAGCAUUGAAAAAAAAAAGUGACUUAUGACCGAUUUUCACACUUAACGACCAUUGCAGCAUCCCUAGGGAAUCACGAGAACAAAAUUCGGACGCUCGCUAACCGGUUCGUUUUUAUGACGGUCGCGGUGUCCCCGGGAUCACGGGAUCCCUUUUUGUGACCUUCUAAAAGGCUAAAUCCACGGGGAAAGCCAGGCCCACUUAAAAACCGCGUUCCUAACUUCGCCCCUGCAGUGAUUCACUUAGUAACGGUGGCUGGGAAAAAAACGUUGUACAGCGGGGCCAAACUCGCCGAACCAAGUGUCUCGCUCAACAACGGAAAUUCUGGGCUCAAUUACGGUCGUACGUUGAGGAUUACCUGUAUUUUGGGGGGCAAGGAGAUCUCCUCCAAUGGAAGUAGGAGAUUCCAUCUAACUGAGAUUCUUUCUUAAUUAAGACGGCCUGAAGAUUCGGAGAAGAUCUCCAUUAUUUAAAAAAAAAGAAAAGAAAAAAAUGAAUUCUUAAAGAUUUUUUUUUAUCGGAAGGAAGCGCUGAUCCAUCAGAAAUGAUCCAUCAUUUCUCUGGAGGCCUCAUUUUAUGACGGUCUUUAAUUCGACCCGUGGCUUAACCUUGUGGCCGGAGCUGCCCAGCGUUAAGAAACUUGGUUUGUCCUGCCGAGUGGGGGGGGGAAAUGUCUUUGUGUAUUGUGUGAAUGCCUAAAGUGGCUUCAUUUCAGUUUUCGGGUUUAGCGUUUAGGUAUGAAUGCUGUUUUAAACGUCGCUUUGUCCAAAACGACACUUUUCACUUUUUUGAGGAAUUUCUUGUUUUGGAAAAAAAAAAAAAAGGAAUAAAAAUAAAAAAAACACGUAUUUUUAAAACGUU
Messenger RNA from Pantherophis guttatus, 2256 nucleotides. It is a transcript of the gene CENPV, whose product is annotated as centromere protein V. Lineage: Eukaryota; Metazoa; Chordata; Lepidosauria; Squamata; Colubridae. Gene Ontology annotation, molecular function: carbon-sulfur lyase activity. The record is from RefSeq and is a predicted model, not a curated record.